This is a messenger RNA of Spirodela intermedia, 1699 nucleotides long. NCBI's taxonomy places the organism in Eukaryota, Viridiplantae, Streptophyta, Magnoliopsida, Alismatales, Araceae. The record is from the annotation of a GenBank genome assembly.
AUGAAGGUGGUGGCGCCGCCGAACAUCUCGCGCGUGGCGGAGAGGUCGAGGUUGCUGCUGCGGCGGCGCUGCGGUCCGUCCACGAGGCCCAGCGUGUGCGAGGCUUCAGCUCUGCUCGUCGCUCCUGGGGCCGGCGAUCGGAAGCCCCAUCUUCUCCGCCAUCUUUCCUCCGACUCCGACCGACCAGAAGCCCUCGGGGAUAGUCGGGACAGGAUACUUCUUCUCACGGAAAAGUUCUCCUGCCCGUCGCGGACGGUCAUCACUGAGGGUCUCCGGUCGAAGGUCGCUGCGCUCGCGGCGGAGCUCCUCGCUCUCCCCGAUGACAGGGACCUUGAUGCUGUACUCUGUUCCAGCUCAACUCCGUCUUUCCUCCGGGAUACUUCUGACGUAACCCCCUUCCUCGAGCUCCUCAACCUUCUCAGUUCCCGCCCCCUCCUAGCUCUCGAGGUACUGUCGCCGGCUCUAGCGUCCCGGCCGUCGAUUUACAUUUUUGCUGUAAAACCCCACAUCCUGAAUCGUAGUUGUGCUCCCGAUUGACUAAAUUAUUUGCUGCUACUCAUUUCCCUAGUUCUUCAAUCGGAGGAGGAAGAAGCUCGUGGAAGCAGGUGCCCCAGUGACGGCGGAGGAGUACGUGAAGGCGAUCAAACUUGCCGGCCGCGUCAAGGACGUCGAUCUUGCUGUUGACCUGUUUAAUGCUGCAGGAACCGAGGGUCUUCGCACCACGUCGACCUACAACGCCCUGAUGGGUACUUACAUGUACACUGAGUCUGCUAAGAAAUGUCUGGCCCUCUUUGAGGACAUGAAGCGGGAUCCCGACUGUGAGCCUACAAUAAUUACGUACAACAUCCUCCUCUCUGUGUUUGGCCGUUCGAUGCUGGUGGAUCACAUGGAAACCAUCCUCGUUGCCAUAGAGGAAUCCAAUUUGAAACCGAGCUUGAAGACUUACAACACGGUGAUAGCUGGGUAUGUCACGGCAUGGAUGUGGGACAAGAUGGAGAGUGCUUUCCACACAAUGAAGGAUUGUGGCUUAAAGCCUGACACAUGCACUCACCUCUUGAUGCUCCGUGGCUAUGCGCACCAGGGAAAUCUGGAGAAGAUGGAGAAGACGUAUGAAAUCGUGAAGGAAAAUGUUGAUGAUCAUGCACUGCCACUGAUACGAGCAAUGAUUUGUGCUUAUUGUAAGAGUUCCGAUCCUGAGAGAGUCGAAAAGAUUGAGGAACUGUCGAAGCGUUUGCCAGAGAACCAAUAUCGGCCUUGGUUAAAUGUCCUUUUAAUAAAGUUGUAUGCUCAGGAAGGAUUGAUGGAAAAGAUGGAAGCUCUUCUUUAUGAAGCUUUCAAUCAAGGGACUAUAAUAACGACAACAGGUGUCAUGAGAGCUAUUAUAACAAGCUACUUCCGCCUUGAUGAUUUAGACCAUCUCACAAAAUUCAUCAGGUUGGCUGAAUCUGCAGGAUGGAGGCUCUGUCGGUCAUUGUACCACUGUGAGAUGGUUAUGUAUGGUCAGCAGAGUCGGUUUGGUGAAAUGAAGAAUGUUAUCAAUGAAAUGGAAGCGUUUAAGUUUGAUCCUACAAAGAAAACAUUCUUGAUCAUGUUCAAGGCCUAUUCAAGCUUUGGAAAGAAGCUUGAAUCCGAUAGUGUGUUUGGAAUGAUGUGGAAAUAUGGUUUCAUCGUCCCCAAGGAUGCAUUUCAUCUUUCCUGA